AUGUAUCUAGACUUCACCAAGAGCCUCGGUAUUGGCUCGCUCACUACCAUGCUUCUCUCCGCAUUUUCCCAACGAGAGCGUGCUCUCGUUGAUCAUCAGCCAGCGCUACCUCCAUCCUAUCCGCUGGCUGUCCGGAGCCCCUAUCUCUCGACAUGGAUGCCCAGCGAUCAGGUUCAGACAUUGCCGUAUGCGGAGCCUCAGUUCUGGGCGGGACAGAGUCUCACCUGGUCGGUUAUGGCUCGCGUAGAUGGCCAGGCGUACAGUUUGAUGAGCGUCAAGAAUCCGGGCGAGAACAUCCGUCCUGCUAUCGUUCGAAGCGCCGAGUAUACUGCGACCCAUUCAGUGUUUACUCUUUCCGCUGGUUCGGUGGUUUUCACUCUGGACUUUUUCUCGCCCAUAUCGCCCUCAAACUAUCUGCGACAGUCCCUCCCUUUCAGCUACUUGACCGUUUCUAUCUACUCUAGUAUCGACGGAAGAUGGACGGGCAAGCCACAACACACUACACGUGGUUUCCGUGAGAUCGGCUCCACGGCCGUCUUUUCGUUGGGGUUGAAGAACGGCGUCCCUUACUCGGAAGUAGAUGACAUGGCCACUUGGGGCGAGGCGAUCUUCGCCUCUCGCCCAAAUUCUAGGUCUAAACUCUCUUUCUCAUCUGGGAAACGGGGUGAUGUGCGCUCUCAGUUUGUCAGUACCGGGAGGCUGGUCGACAUCCGCAAGUCAUGGGCUCCAGGAGGCAUUGUAGCCCUUUCGCACGACUUAGGAAGGGUUGACAGCCCAGAUUCAGUGACAUUUGCCGUUGGACAUGUGCGCGAAGAGUCCAUUAAUUACCUGGGCAAGCCAUACACCGGAUAUUACCGAUCGCAGUACCCGGAUAGCCACGACGCGGUUUCUCACUUCCUUGACGACUAUCCCGCCGCUCUGCAGGAGUCUCGGGUGCUCGAUACGGAGAUGGCCAAGCAAGCCAAAACGGCAGCUGGUCAGAAGUACGCCGAUAUCGUCACACUGUCGGCUCGCCAGGCGUAUGGAGGGAUAGAGGUGACCAUUCCUAAUGACACUCUCGACACCACCGAUGUUCUGGCAUUCAUCAAGGAGCUUUCCAGCAAUGGCAACCUCAACACAGUGGACGUUAUCAUGCCCGCCUUCCCGAUCUACUACGUUCUGGACCCGGACUACAUCCGCCUUCUGCUGGAACCGAUGAUGAGGUACCUGGCUGCUGGCCGCUGGCAAAAGCCGUAUGUGAUCCACGACAUGGGCAAGCAUUACCCCAAUGCCAUCGGGCAUGACAAUCAAAAAGCCGAGCCAAUGCCGAUCGAGGAAUGUGGAAAUCUAAUGGUACUGAUCCUGGCCUACGUGCGAGCAACGGGUGACACCGAAUGGGCCGCCCAGUACACUGACCUCCUGAGGGGCUAUGCGGACUACUUGGUCGAUAAUGGUGUUGAUAUCACCAAGCAGCUGUCUUCCAACGACGCGGCUGGUGCACUUGCCAAUGAGACAAACCUUGCCAUCAAGGCGGCCGUCGGUAUCAAGGCAUUCGGCGAACUAACGGGACUUUCCGAAUACUCUGAAAUCGGCGAAGCGCGCGCGGAUCUGUUCUUCACCCAGGGCCGGGGAACAGACGGGAAUAAGACACACUUCGUGCUGCAAUACCCCGACAAGCCAGCCUCGUGGAAGAUUCCAUACAACCUCUACCCAGAUGUACUGUUGGAUCUUCAGACCUUCCCCAAAGCGGCAUACGAAAUGGGAAAUACCUUCUUCAAGUCGGUUCGAGCUGAAUAUGGAGUUCCGUUGGAUAACCGGCAAGACUGGGCCAAGUCGGACUGGAACAUGUGGUUGGCAGGCACAUUUGACGCCGACACUCGGUCUGAGUUUGUGGAUGAUCUCUGGAGUUUCAUGACCAACGGAAAACACAACUGGCCGUUCUCCGAUCGGUACGUUGCCACAUCCGCCAAGGGACGGAGCCCUGGGGUGCCUGUAUUGUGCCGAGCUCGCCCAACAGUGGGUGGUCAUUUUGCCCUGAUGGCACUACAAGGGCCCAAAUCUCUUCAGGCUGCUGUGUCGAGGCAGAUGUUUGGUGAAGGAGGCAACAAAGGAGGCAGUGGCAGCCAGGAGAUUCUUUUGAACCAGGGAGAGAAUCUAGUGGUUCCCCGUCCUCCACACAACUUCGGUCCUCAAGGCUAUCCCCUCCCCAACGGUGCUGUUCCUUCUGGUCCCGUCCCCGGCGCCGCCCCUCUCCUUCCCAACAAUGGUCGAAUCAUUCAGAAUGGUCCCGUCAGAGUGCUGUGCAUUGCGGACGUGCGAGGUAAUCUGAAGUCCUUGAAUGAGUUGGCCAGGCAGGCCCGUGCAGACCAUAUCAUCCACACUGGUGACUUCGGUUUCUACGAUGACACUUCGCUCGAGCGCAUUGCAGACAAGACUCUAAAGCACGUGGCCCAAUACUCUCCCCUGCUCCCCGAGAAUGUCAAGCGCACGAUCGCCCAGACUCCUCCCCAGCAGUCGAUCAAGCAACGAUUCACCCCCGAUCAGCUACCCCUCUCAGAGCUUCCCAUGCUGCUCGACAAGCGGCUCACCCUCGAUGUUCCUGUCUACACUGUCUGGGGUGCCUGCGAGGAUGUUCGCGUGUUGGAGAAGUUCCGUUCGGGAGAGUACAAGGUUGACAAGCUGCACAUCAUUGAUGAAGCCAACUCGCGGCUACUCGACAUUGGCGGUGUGAAGCUCCGUCUCCUGGGUCUGGGAGGAGCUGUGGUUAUGCACAAGCUGUUCGACAAUGGCGAGGGCAAGACUACUAUUGCUGGUGGUCAAGGCACCAUGUGGACAACCCUGCUGCAAAUGGGAGAGCUGAUUGACACAGCAAACCGUGUAUACGACCCCUCAGAGACCCGGAUCUUCGUCACGCACGCGUCGCCGGCUCGUGAGGGCAUGCUGAACCAGCUGUCGGUCACGCUCAAGGCCGAUUUCUCCGUCUCCGCUGGCUUGCACUUCCGUUACGGCUCGUCCUACAACGAAUUCUCCGUCAACCCCUCCCUCGACCAUUACCGGGGCAAGCUCGCCGCUUCCAAGGCUUCCUUCAAUGAUGUGUGGGAGACUGUCCGCGGCGAGGUUGAGGCCGCCAUUUCGCAGAACGAGGCUCAGAAGACUUUGCUCGACAAUGCCCUGGAGGUGGUCACCAAGAUGCCUACCGUUGCCAACGGUGGCAACCCAUUCGGUGGACCUGCUGCUCCCGGCAACGCAGCUGGCCAGGUCGACGAAAGCGCCUUCAAGAACAUGUGGAACUUCAACUUGGCGGACGCAGCAUUCGGCUUCUUGGUGCUUGAGAUCGAGUCGGGCCGCAUCGCUACCGAAAUGCGCGCUCAAGGAUUCAACUUUGCCCACCGUACUGGCAAGCCCCAGCCCGCUGGCCCAGCCCAGCCCGCUCCCGUCCCCGCUGGCGCCCCCGCUGGAAUCGCCUCGCCUCGCGUUCCCGGAGCUGCUCCCCAAUUCGGUCAGGCCCAGCCUGUUCCCGCCCGCACGGGUCCCCUUCCCCAACAGCAGGCCCCGGCUCAGGCCAAGGCUCCCGCCGCCGCUCCCGCUCGUACAUCCCCCGUUCCCGUGAUCCCUAAGCCUGCUACGCCGCAGCCUGCCGCCGCCCCUGCUGCGCAGCCCGCCGUGACGUCCCCGGAGAGAACCACGACCACCGAGGCCAAUGGUACCGCUCAGCCUGAGAAGCCCUCCGAAUCUCCGCUGCCCAAGAUUGAAAAGAAGCAGAGCAACGGCCUCUUCGUCUCGAACGUUGAGAAUGAACAAGCUGUGCGUGAUCUCUUCCCCGAGGAAGACAAGGCCAAGAUCACAAAGAUUGAGAAAUGGGGAAAAUACAACAACCAUGUCGUCCACUUUGCGACUGUCGAGGAGGCCAAGGCUGCUCUCGAUCGCCAGCCUGCCGAGCACAAGAAGCCUACCCCUGCCGGUCAGCCCCGUAAGCCCAACAUCAAGUUCUUCGAAGACCGGGGCAGCCACCGCGGCAAUGCCGGUACGUGGCAGAGCAGUAACCGUGGUGCCAACGCGCCCCAGCGCGGAUACCAGAGCGGAGGUGCCAGUGACAGCGAGACUAACCGCGGACGUGGAUUCCGUGGCCGAGGUGGUGCUGGCCGCGGCGACCGGGGCGGACGGGGCGGCCGUGGUGGUCGCGGUGGGUUCAACAAGGGAGGCGCUCCGACUUCAGACUCGGGACCAGGCGACAAGCCCGCUGCAACUGGAGGCGACGCUUGA
Aspergillus piperis CBS 112811 is the source of this 4242-nucleotide messenger RNA. Its product is annotated as DUF1793-domain-containing protein. Gene Ontology annotation, biological process: carbohydrate metabolic process. The record is from RefSeq and is a predicted model, not a curated record. The coding region runs from base 1 to 4242 and encodes 1413 amino acids. The transcript has 8 exons. Lineage: Eukaryota; Fungi; Ascomycota; Eurotiomycetes; Eurotiales; Aspergillaceae.